Molecule: messenger RNA, 789 nt
Organism: Melampsora larici-populina 98AG31
Lineage: Eukaryota; Fungi; Basidiomycota; Pucciniomycetes; Pucciniales; Melampsoraceae
Exons: 1
Coding region: 1-789 (262 amino acids)
Source: RefSeq, a predicted model, not a curated record
AUGUCUCUGUCGGAUAGUGGUUACCUUUUGGAAAUUGAGCGUCAGAAAUCUUUAAAAAUGGCUGCUUGUCGAUGUUCAAAUUGCGACCCUCAAGGAGCUGCUCAACUCAUUCGCCUGCUUCCACAAACAAAAUUGUCAGAUCUGAAAUCUUUGAUGUCGUCUUUUCCAUCUCAGCCGGAAGACGAAUCUUUACUCAAUAUUCCAAGAAAGAGUAGGAAAAGAAAGCUCUCUAGCAAUAUUCCACUCGCAUGCAAGUCAGAUGACCCAAUCCAAAUGAAUAUACCAAUGAUUGAUCUCACCGUCUCAAUCAUUGGAAAUUAUGAAUUACUUUUCAAGAAAACAUAUCCAACUGACCCGCCCUAUCUACCCGAAACUCUUUUCAGCCGUGAGGACGCUUGGCAAAUUGCUAAGAAUUACACCUCAGUUUCAAACGGGAUGUUUCUUCGAGAUAUACUUGGCGGACAGACGGUACCCGGACUCUUUGACUCAAUAAUAGCAAGUGUCAAUUCUUGGCUUCGAAGUGACUCUUACAAACAACACCAAGACGAAAUAGAAGAUAUACAAAUUUCAAUUGAUCAAGAAUACCUCAACACACAACUCAUUGAAGAGGAACAUGAGGAGCAAUUGCGAUUGAAGGCUGUUGAAAGAGACCUCAAAGCUCAAGGUAUAGCCGAUCAAAAGCGUUUCCGCGCCGAAAAGACUGCAGAGACAUUGAGAUUGAAACUGCAAAAACAAGCUAAUAAAAAUAAAGAGAUUGCUCAUUUUUCGAGUACAUCAGGAUCUCUUUGA